AACAUGGAGGGGUGUAAUUCUCUAAACCACAAAGCUCCUGAAAUGUUGCUGCCACCGGUUAACAACGUCUCGAAUCGCGAUAAUAACUACAAUAAUGGAAAGAAUGGCCUGUCUUCGGAGGAAGCGCACGGACUUGGCGAGAACAGCAGCGGAGGAAGCUCCGUCGGCGGACCAGAGAACGAAAAACCCGUAAAACAGAAGAGGCACAGGACACGUUUCACCCCCGCUCAGUUGAAUGAACUGGAGAGAAGUUUUGCCAAGACCCAUUACCCAGACAUCUUCAUGAGGGAAGAACUGGCACUAAGAAUAGGUCUGACCGAGUCUAGGGUGCAGGUUUGGUUCCAAAACCGCCGUGCGAAAUGGAAGAAGCGCAAGAAGGCGACCAACGUAUUCCGAACACCGGGAGCCCUCUUGCCGUCUCACGGACUGUCCCCCUUCGGCACUGUCAACGAUUCAUUCUGUGGCUUCCACACGGGAGACGGGCGGGGCUGGCAUGGAAUGACACAGAUGUCUCAAAUGCCUCAGCUACCAAGCUCACUGACCCUCCCACCAAGCCUGCCCCGUCAAGGCCUAGGUCCAGGUCUAGCGACCACCGUCUCCAUGACCGGACUCUCGCCAAAUCACGUAUCUCAGGCAAAUGGUAUCAGCGUUACCAGCUCUUCUAUCACGGGCGGGUCCUCCAUGUACUGCCCGCCAUACAGCUCCGUUACUACGUGCUCAACCCCCCUGUCUCACAGUCCAAGCCCCCCGGGCUCCUGCCCUGUAGGAAUUCCAGACAUCAGCGAGGCGUGGAGAGGUACAAGCAUCGCUGCACUGCGUAGAAAAGCCAUGGAACAUACAAUGACUAACUUUCGAUAAAUGUAUUUAAUGCAUGAUGAUAAAAGAAAACGGAUCCUUUACCAGACUAGGUAUCGAAUAAUUGCUCUGGUGAUUUUUUGAUACGCACUUGCUUAUUUUUGAAAACAGGUAGUUGUUAAUGAGGUUAUUUUUUAUCUAAGAGAAUUAAUCGUUUUAUGUUGACUAUAGCGACUUUAUAUAACCUAAUUUGCCACAAAAAAAGCACUGGCUCUUUUUAAAUGAAAAAAGACGAGUUAAAUGUUUUUAUAAAUAUAUGGUACCUACUAUAUAGUGUAAUAAAAUGGAAUGGAAUAGAAAUUUUUACUUGUUGCUAAUUAUCAAAGUGUGAAUAUUUUUAGCGCUAACACUCUUGGUUGAAUAUAUAUUAAAUUGUAUAUAUCUAUAUCACACAGAUAUAAUUAUUUUAUUGCUAAACGUUGUAAUAAUUUGUCAAUCUAAGUUUUGUUAUUUAUACUAUUGUGCGUGAAAUUGUAGCCAAAUAAUUUAUUUUGUCUUAACAUAUUUAUUUUGCGGUAUUGAGCACAAUAUUUUAAAGUGUCUAAGUAAGUAGUAAGAAGCCACAUACAGUAUGGGUAAAACCCUCCCUGUAAAAGUGAUGCCGAGAUCGCGGUUGCGAUGAAAUUCAUGGGGCUAAGUGCCAAUUUGUAAAUAUUGAAGAAGGCGGUACUGCACUAUAGUACAAAAGUACAGCUUAUGUUAUUUAUGUCUGAGGGACCAGAAACGUCUGAAAUGCAUGAUUUCUUUAACUUACACGUAACCAAAAGAGUUUUUCCGUAAUUUAUCAAUUUUAGAUCUUCUUUUUGACCAUGAUCUUUUUUUAAAUUUAUUAAUUUUUUAAAUUUUAUUUUGUAGUGUUAUUCAUUAGCAAUCGGUAUUGUUAUUAUAUUUAUUGUACUUUUUUCUAUGUCUAAAUGAUGAAUGUUAUUUACAAAUAUAUAAGGUUGUUGUUAGCAAUCUUGCUAACAAUGCCACAACAACAGAACAACAUAAUUCAUUCCACUCAGUUGGUGUGUUUUUAUCACCUUUAAACCCUUUGAUCAACGAAAUCGAAACGAAAAUGAAGGGCAGACAGUUGAAAGGGUUAUCUUAAUUAGGCCAUAGAGCUAUGCGUUUACAUUACUAUUGUGUUUGCAAAAUGAUGAUUUCAUGACAUGAAUGCUGUAAUAAGAUACGUUGCGAUUUUAACUGCACGUCGGUGCAUCCAUUUGGAACACAAUCAAUCGGAUGCAUUAGGCAGAUUAGUGUUUUAAAACACAGGGCGUUUCCGAUAUCGUCUGUUAAAAGACGAUUGUUCACUAAAGUUCGCACUGAAGAAUAUAGCAAUAGCGCAUUGUUUUUAUUUUAUCAAAAUUGAAAAUUCACAUGUUUCCCACAUAUUUUUAAUUCUGCGUCCCACGGCACCCUUUAUUCAGCACAGCACUUCAUAGGGCUUUGUGGCGUUUUAAUAUAAUGCACGCUGCUCAACAAAUGGUGCACCGUCAAGUCCUUCUUGUCAUUGUAGGCAUGUUUCAUCAGAUCGUGUUAUUUCGUGCAGAUUCAGGUGCAGCGCAUACUUAAUACACCGUGUUAG
Molecule: messenger RNA, 2428 nt
Organism: Lingula anatina
Lineage: Eukaryota; Metazoa; Brachiopoda; Lingulata; Lingulida; Lingulidae
Product: homeobox protein orthopedia
Biological process (GO): neuron differentiation; regulation of DNA-templated transcription
Molecular function (GO): DNA binding; DNA-binding transcription factor activity, RNA polymerase II-specific
Source: RefSeq, a predicted model, not a curated record